This is a messenger RNA of Aplysia californica (California sea hare), 3548 nucleotides long. RefSeq lists its product as uncharacterized. The record is from RefSeq and is a predicted model, not a curated record. Gene Ontology annotation, biological process: G protein-coupled receptor signaling pathway. Gene Ontology annotation, cellular component: membrane. The coding region runs from base 174 to 3506 and encodes 1110 amino acids. Gene Ontology annotation, molecular function: G protein-coupled receptor activity. The transcript is spliced from 5 exons. Lineage: Eukaryota; Metazoa; Mollusca; Gastropoda; Aplysiida; Aplysiidae.
CUUCAGAUUCAUGAACGGCGUCAAAUUUUACCAUGAAUUUUCAACACUGGCGAAACUUAGGGGAGGCAGAUUGCCAUACGUGUGAAACUGAAGAUCUUCCCCGCCCCACAUCAUAACAGCGCCAAGAGUACAAGGAAGAAACCACGCCAGACCCCACCCCCACGCCCCCUCCUAUGUCCUCCACCUCCACCACCCCCACCACAGAAGCUAACGACUACUCAAGCCAAAUGGGGUCAGCGGAGGCACCUCUAGAGGGCGCCAUCCUCACGGUCAUCUGUCUCACGGCCAUCACAGCCAAUGUAUCUCUCUGGUUGGUUGUUCUCACCACACGUGACCUGCGCACGGAGUCCAAUGUGCUCAUCCUGUCCCUGUCCUUCGCUGACCUCCUGGUCUCUACAGUGAGCAUGCCCAUAACGGUGGCCACGAUUCUCACGGCUCGAUGGCAGUUCUCGCAACUGACGUGCACAGCUAUCGGCUAUCUCAACAUGAUCACCUUCACGGCCUCUGUCCAGUCCCUGGGAGUGAUCAGCGUCAACCGUUACAUGAAGAUCUGCCGGCCCAACAAGUUUGCCGACAUUUACACCUUCAGAAAUGUCCUGCUCAUGUGUGUAGGUGUGUGGCUGUUGUCUGGAGCCCUCUCUCUCCCACCGCUGUUCGGCUGGGGCGUCUACGAUUACCUCCCCUACACGUCGCUCUGUUUCUGCGACUGGUCAACCUCUUUGUCUUACGCCACCUUCAUGAUCGCCGCCUGCUUUUUCUUGCCUUGCACAGCCAUGAUGAUCUGCUACGUCAGCAUCCUGCGCACGUUUUUCCAGAGCAAGCGAACCCUGCAGGCUUUCGCUGUGACAAACGGUGACGCGCACUCUAGCAAAGUUAGCGGGCAGGUCUCUGAGGGGAGUGAAGGUGCGAGCCGAUCCGUAGUUUCAGCUGAACCGCCAAAGACUUGUCCCGAGCGAGUGAAGAGUUCAAAAUGUACUAAAGUUAUUCUGGAACAUUCCCCCGAAACGGCAGCUGCCCUUAAGCGGAUGGAAGCCCCGGAUGAUGAUUCAAAAUGGUCAAAUCACGCCUCGGUACCUUCAAAUACGACGGCUAUCAUCAAUCAUCGCGGCAUCGAAAACGAGAAUGGAUCAAAACGUACACUUCACUCUUCCGGACAUUCGAAGAAGAUUACUUUUGGACUCGAGAGUAAAAUGGAGUACAAAAACGAAGAAGACGACGUGGUAUUCGUGGAAGUUACAUCCGGUCUCACAGACCAGCAGAAUGAGAAUGUAGAAGCUCCCCUUCACCCUGACAAACGGCACAAGAACGACUCAGAUAGAAGUACGGGUCUGUACUCUAAAGUCAACGCCGUCAACUCGUCUUUGGAUGAAAAAAGCGUAGAGGCGUCAAGGGAAAGUUCCUCGGAUCUCAUCCCCUCCUCGCCCAAACGAUUGCCGUCCAGGCGAGGUUCGACAGCUUCCAGCUCCAGACACAACAGUGCCAGCGAGCCACCGAGUGGUCCCGGCUCAGACAGACAGAGAAGUGACAAGACGUCGUUCCAACCCAGUACCCAGUUUCUUAACAUUGAUUUAGAAAAAGAAACGAGUACUGACGUUGGUUAUAAAUCAGUUUCAGAAGUCGAUGAAAAAACAGGUGAAGUAACUGCCGUAGAACCAUGCUCUCCGAUACCAAUAAUCGACUGUCUCUGCGGUCAAUGCGAUGAGAAAGACUGUGGUUUUCUUUUUGAAAGCGGAGCAAGAAGUUCGAGCGAGGGAAAUCCGAGCGAUCAUUCGAUUAAAUCAGCAGCUGCAGCUUGGGUUCAAAGUGUGCCAGGCUCGUGUGGUGAUGAGAAUAGAGGUGAGAAAACGGAGAAAAGACACCCACAUGUAUUCCCGGAAGCUGACCCGGCCUUUCAGCCGGAGAUGCACAAACAACGAAAUGACGUCAUCGAAGCUGGGAAGGAAAACGAGCAGGACGCCGAAGAAUUUUCUUGCUCAGACCAGGCAGUAAGGCACGCUGCCAGCAGCCGUGAAUCAUCACCGAUUGGCCAACACCUUCUCCCUGAUGAUGACACGUCUCAAGAAAAUAAGACAUCUCCGGAAAAGCCUACAGCUCUGGAAAAUCACGCGCCUCUGGACAAUCGUUCCUUUACCCUCCGCCCAUUCUCUGAGUUUGAAACAGACUUGCACCUAAACGGGAGCAUACAUUCGUGCCCUCAAUUAAAAAGAACACCUGAUUUCCAACUUGACCAAGGUAUACGAGAAAGUAGAAAAAGUGUCACAGAAAGAGAAAACCAAUACCCACUUCUGAACAAUCUAAACAGGCAGGCUGUUAUAUCUCCAGGCACAACAAAGUCGUCAGUGAGCCAAGUGGACAGAUAUAACAAGCCAACUGUUGAUGCCCCUACUCGCCAAAGACAAGUAUUCAUCUCUCGGGGAAAUACGUCCAUUCCCGGCGCUCUCAAUAAUUUGUCCAGCAUUCCAGAACACCUUCACUCCUCGACAUCUCACCUCCACUUCUCUGGCAGUGAUAAACAACACCAUAAUAUUCCAGCGACAUCCAGUUCCCUCCCCAGUCUCUGCACAGACAGAUAUUACCCCCCUGUAUCUACUAGUGGUUGGGACAAAAGUGAGAAUGCGUUGUCCUUCGUAAACGUGUAUGCGACUUCCCAGUGGAGUCGCAUCAAACAAACAUUCAGAGACGUUUCGUUCCUGGAAUCUCACAAGAUUCAACCAAACAACGUCCCGGCGCACACGGGACUGAACAAGCACUUCGUUCCGAGGCUGAUGAAGUCAGUCAGUAAACCGAGCUCCAACGACAGAGACGCCAAAGUUACUUCUACUAACAGAGAUCAGAUCAUGCCACGACACCCUGGCUCCAAGCGCAAUCCAUUUAUUCACAUACAUCUCACUCGGCCAGACUCUGAUGGGGGGAAUACAGAUGGGGUACAAAAGCAAGACAAACAUCAAAGAGUUUCUAUCGGGAAGCAGAAUGGAACGCUUUUAAGAGUAGGGGAAGCAGAGGCAGAAAGAGGAGGAGGAGAAGGGGGAGUAGGGAGAGUAGUUGGAGGAAUUGAACUAGGAGGAGCAGGAGGCGCAAUAGUAGAAGGUAUAGGAAGAGGGUGGCGUUUAACGAAGAAAAAAUUCCUCGCUCCGCCAGGCCCCAUCCCCAAAAAGCGGACAAUGUCAAGGUCAGACCGGCGCAGACGCGAGGAGUACCAACUGUCGGCGUCUCUUCUGGUGGUCAUCGUCAUCUUCAUUAUCUGCUGGUUCCCGUACUGCGUGUCCAUGUUCGUGUCCCUCAUGUCUCCCAGCUCCUCCACCCGGGCACUGGACAUGACGUCCAUCCUCCUGGGCUACUUAAACAGCUGCGUGAACCCUAUAGUGUACGGCUUGAUGAACCGCCGGUUCAAGGCCGGCUACAGGCGCCUCUUUGCCAGGCUCAGGUGUGGGAGGAACCACCUGCUCAAGAUCAGGAACAGAGUCUGGCCCAGUCAGACGGGAACCUCGCCUUCACACAAUUCUUGACAGUCUUCUAUUUAUCGGUUUAAGCUAUUAUUUAUUUAUUUA